Messenger RNA from Mus musculus (house mouse), 2681 nucleotides. RefSeq names its product UPF3 regulator of nonsense transcripts homolog A (yeast) (gene Upf3a). The coding region runs from base 1049 to 2131 and encodes 360 amino acids. The record is from RefSeq and is a predicted model, not a curated record. Gene Ontology annotation, cellular component: nucleus; exon-exon junction complex; cytoplasm. The transcript is spliced from 10 exons. Gene Ontology annotation, biological process: positive regulation of translation; nuclear-transcribed mRNA catabolic process, nonsense-mediated decay. Lineage: Eukaryota; Metazoa; Chordata; Mammalia; Rodentia; Muridae. Gene Ontology annotation, molecular function: nucleic acid binding.
GCUUUAUCUUUAAGGGGGCAAAAGCCAGCCCGAGAUAAUUUUGGCUCCAAGCUUGUAAUGUUCCAACUUUCUUCCAUUGUGAAGUUACUAUCCAUCGACCUUGUACUAUCUUAACAACUGGGUAUGGGUUGGUUUUUCCUGACAACUCGUCGUCCACAUUUUUAUCAGCCUCUCACACGUGUGUUUUCUUCCUAAUAAAGGUUAAGAGGCUAUCAGAACUUCUGGUCAGUGUAACUGGUUAUUCCAAACUGAGCUGGUUCAAGUGAUGGGCUCAGUCCUAGCUUUCUUUGCAACACGAAAUACUGGAAAACCGCUCUUGCCCAGGCUUUUAUAGAACUCUCGAUGUUUGAGGCCUGUUUGACGCAGACCUAAACGGUUUUGAGUCUUUGGCUUAUUUAAAACGUCACAUUUCAGGAGUGCCACGAUCGAUUUCUGAAAAUCUCUCAUUCUCCUUUACCAUUAACGUAGGGAGAAUGGUGCUAUACAUCAUUGAGCACAUGGGAAAACUGUAUUGUUCGUAUAUCUGCUACAAAUAAAAUAAAAAUAAAAAGCCAGACGCCUUUAAUCCCAGGAGGCAGAGGAUCUCUGAGCUCCAGGAGAGCCAGGUCUACAGAGUGAGUUCCAGGACAAUCAAGGCUACACAAAGCCCUGUCUCAACAGAGAAAACGUGUAGGAGGGAGGCGGAGGGCAGAGUGGGGCGAGGAGAGCGACGGGUUUACUUUCGGUACUGUCCCAGUGACUCCGGGUGGACCGGGGGCUCCCAGUCCCCACCGCAGGUCAGCAGCGCACGGGACGUCCGGAGUGAGCAUCUGCUCUCCGCGUGGCUGGCAGCACCGAUCUCCUUCACCGUCGCCGCCGUUCUAGGACGUCCGCUGUCUUUUAAAAACUGCCGCGCUGCCCCCUACAGGCGCGGGCCAGCAUUGGCACCGCCCCUUCCCUGUCAGGGCCGGGGAGGGGACACUGAACACCGAAUUCCAAGGGAGGGGCUGCCUAGUCCUCGCGAGGCUUCGUUCUCGCGGAGGUGGCGGCGGCCGGCCGGCCGGUGGGGAUGCGCUCGGAAGAGGGGGCCGGAGGCUUAGGCGCAGCCCUGGCUGCGCGGGGCCCGAGCUGGAGGGAGAAACUAUCGAGCUCAGAGACCCACUGCCGCCGCGAGUCACCGCGGAAGGAGUCGGCGGCGCCUCCGGCCCCGACCCUAAGUGAGAGCGGGGCCGGCAAGCCUCGCGAGGAGAAGAGGACAGCCCUGAGCAAGGUGGUCCUCCGGCGUCUGCCCCCGGGCCUCACCAAAGAGCAGCUGGAAGAGCAACUGCGCCCCCUGCCGGCGCACGAUUACUUCGAGGUGGUGGCUGCGGACCUCAGCCUUUAUCCUCAUGUCUACUCCAGAGCAUACAUUAAUUUUAGGAACCCUGAUGACAUCCUGCUGUUCAGAGACCGUUUUGACGGCUAUAUCUUCAUUGGCAAUAAAGGCCUGGAGUAUCCUGCUGUGGUGGAGUUUGCUCCAUUCCAGAAGAUUGCCAAAAAGAAGCUGAAGAAAAAAGAUGCCAAGACCGGAAGCAUUGAAGAUGACCCAGAAUAUAAACAGUUCCUGGAGUCGUACAGCCUGGAGGAGGAGAAGACCAGCGCUAGUCCCGAGACGCUGCUGGGAGAGAUAGAAGCCAAGACGAGAGAGCUCCUGGCUAGAAGGACCACCCCUCUUUUGGAAUAUAUUAAAAACAGAAAAUUAGAAAAGCAGAGACUCCGGGAAGAAAAGCGCGAGGAGCGGAGGAGGAGGGAGCUAGAAAAGAAGCGUCUGCGGGAAGAAGAGAAGAGGAAGAGGAGAGAGGAGGACCGCUGUAAGAGGAAGGAGGCGGAGAGGCACAAGAGAGCGGAGAAGGACGUGAGGAUCAAGCUUCUUAAAAAACUGGAAACGGGAGAGGAAGUGGCCACAGAGAAACCCAAAGAAAGAGGUGAAGCUGUUGGUGCUGGAGACGAGAAGCAGGAAGACCGGCUGGUAGCGAGCCAGCCAGAGACAGCUGGGGAGAGUGACACACCUGCUCCAACAAGGCCACACCUGUUCCAACAAGACCACACCUCGUCCAUCAAGGCCACACCUCCUAGUAGUGCUGCUCCCACCACACCUCCUUUGGAGAACUGAGAGGCUACAGGAUACCAGUGAUAAAGAGCCAAGGGACAAGAGAUCUCGAGAGAAAGACCCUGAAACUUCUAGAUGUCAUCCGGACACCUGCAGGAAGCACAGCAGUCACUCAGAGUUUGCCAGGUUCUCCAGAAGGAAUGAAGACGAGGCAAAGUGGGGGAAAGGCUUCGCCCAGGACAGAGGGAAGAAGGGCCAGGAUGGCAGUGUCCCCAUGGACGUGGCAGAGAGAAGCGGCAAGGAGCACAAGGAGUAUGACAGCCUGGGGCCAAGAAAGGAUCGCCUGGGACACAAGGCCCAGUAGACCAUGGGCCAUCGUCCCUGUUGAUGUGCUCUGCAGCCACACAGCCAUGUUCCCCGGGUAGAAAUCCUUGCAAAGCUAGAUAAGAACAAUCUGCCUUGUGUUCGUAGGUCUAGAGUUGUACUCUGUCUAUGUCUUCCCAUGUGGGCUGAAUUUCAAAGUCCAUACCUUCUAGAGUGUUCUUGCUCAUCUGGGAUGCACUAAACUUGGAACUAAAUUCAGAAUAAAACAUUCCAUCAUCUUUUUAAAGAA